CAAAAUCUCCCGCGACCAACCCGAGGACGAAAUUGUCUUUUGUCGGCCUUACAGCUACAUACACAUCUUAGGGUGACUCGAAAGUUAAUGUUGCUUCCUAGGAUGGAGGUUCCUUCAAACUCCCCAGUGUUGGGUUCGCGCAUCACGGAAAACACGCUCCAGGCUACGCUGUGGGCCGGCGUCGCAAUUUCCCUCGUUUUUGUAGCGGUCCGCUUGUGGAUUCGCAUCCGGGUCUUCCGCCGUCUCCAGCUCGAUGACCCGUUCGUAAUCGCAGCCUGGCUGCUAUCGGUAGCCAAUGCGGCCAUAUGGACGGCCAUCAGCAGAGAAAUAUACUUUGAUUCUGAUCUAGCAAACAGUAGACUCGAACAAAUACCUCCGGACUUCAUCCAGCGCUUGGAACGCCUCAUACGAGGAAAUCUUUCGGCGUACCUUCUGGCAUAUGCAAGCUUGUGGAGUAUCAAAAUAUCCUUCAUCGUGUUCUUUCGAAAUUUUGGUGAGAAGCUGCGGAACCAACGGAUUGCGUGGUACGCAGUCUUAGGGUUUUGCCUUGCUUCAUUUGCGGUCUGCAUUGGUACCGUUGACUAUCGAUGUCUAACGAGCAAGGGCAUGAAGAUGAUCAGUGUCUGCAGGGAGCCUCGUACAACCACAUUCGAAUUUGUUACUCUUCGCCUGACCACCGCGCUAGACGUAUUGACCGAUUUUUCCAUAAUUCUUCUUUCUACGAAUGUUCUUUGGCGCAUCCGUCUUCGACUUUGGACAAAACUGGCACUGGCAGGAAUCUUCUCUCUAACCCUGUUUGUCAUUGCGAUUGCUAUCGUUCGCAUUGCAAACGCAUCCAGCAGCGGGAAACUCGAUCUGAGCUGGCUGGUAUGCUGGCAAGGGAUCGAGCUCUCUGCCGCUCUCAUUAUAGUUUGCAUAGCCUCAUUUCGAAUCUUGUAUACGAGCACACAACACUCGAAUCGGGACGUCGCCCUUCAAAAAUAUUAUAAAAAUCUGGAUGAUUCGAAAAUAUCCCGCUCGAAGGUCACCCGUGUCGAUCGGUCUGAGCCCUCAUACACAUCUAGGGUCAGUUUAGAACAGGCUUAGGCAUUGCGGGAAGAUGAAAGCAAAGAGACUCACUGCCGAAGAUGCCUGAGACCGGCUCUAAUUUGAUUCUAUUUUAUAGCGCUUCGUAUACCGCAGACGGCCUUCUUAAUUGCACAUGUUGGUGGCGAGACAGUGAGGGCCGUAGAAUGAGACAGAUUGAAAGUUUAACUGCUCCAAAUAAUGU
Messenger RNA from Lindgomyces ingoldianus, 1270 nucleotides. RefSeq lists its product as uncharacterized. The record is from RefSeq and is a predicted model, not a curated record. The coding region runs from base 88 to 1086 and encodes 332 amino acids. The transcript has 5 exons. Lineage: Eukaryota; Fungi; Ascomycota; Dothideomycetes; Pleosporales; Lindgomycetaceae.